AUGGUCAAGCACUUUAGCUGGUUCGAUACUGACCUGCACAAGCCCAUGGCUCUCUGCGAGACGUUCGUGCCCAACCUGUCAGAUAUCAUCUCCAACGAGAGCAAGGCUUUGAUAUCUGCGAUGCAGCAGCCACUACUCAGCAUGUUGGACGACCUCGAGCGUGGGCAUCCGACCUUCUCCACAUCCGAGCCCAUCACCCACCGAUGCUCGACCAAUGCUGAGCGAGCACAGUGUGCGGCUUACAACCUUUCCGUCGUCAAGCAUACGGCAGCUCACUCCUGGUUCUGGUCGUCCCAGUGGUUCGAAGGCAGCGCAGACUUUCUCAACUCCCGGCUCCGGGGGGUUUUCAGAAAGGCUGCGAGAGACAGCACCAUGCCUCAGACGGGGCUAGAUUAUGGAUGCCCGGUGUCAGAAGAGGCGGCCAGUGGACCCAAGGGCUUCGUUUGGUCGACCGCGGGCGGCAGGCCACUUUGUGACACGUUCGACCAGUAUCGAUAUCUCGCGAGUGCUACGGAGCUCGAAGGUUCAGGACCGGUGGGUUUCACCGAGGAUAUCGAGAUCAUCGAUUGA
Messenger RNA from Microdochium trichocladiopsis, 570 nucleotides. RefSeq lists its product as uncharacterized. NCBI's taxonomy places the organism in Eukaryota, Fungi, Ascomycota, Sordariomycetes, Xylariales, Microdochiaceae. The transcript is spliced from 3 exons. The record is from RefSeq and is a predicted model, not a curated record. Bases 1 to 570 code for a protein of 189 amino acids.